Molecule: messenger RNA, 1817 nt
Organism: Sorex fumeus (smoky shrew)
Lineage: Eukaryota; Metazoa; Chordata; Mammalia; Eulipotyphla; Soricidae
Gene: TUB
Product: TUB bipartite transcription factor
Exons: 12
Coding region: 194-1714 (506 amino acids)
Biological process (GO): protein localization to cilium
Cellular component (GO): cilium
Source: RefSeq, a predicted model, not a curated record
CGGUCGCCGCGCCCCCGCGGGACUGGAGCGCCGGGGAGGGGGCCCCGCGGGCCCGGGUCCCCGCAGCCCGCGCGUCCGCGCUAUUGGCAGAGCCGCGGGCGGGGGAGGGUCCCCCCUCCGGGGGGGCGAAUGGUACAGUCCUCCGCCCGCGCCCCGCCGCCCGCCGAGCCCCGAGCCGAGCGGGGAGGCGGCGAUGGAGGGCGUCAGCAGCCACCGCACCCUGUCCUACAGCCGCUGGAGCUACGACAGUGUCUUAGAUGAUGAAGGGAGCAAUCUGAGGCAGCAGAAGCUUGACCGGCAGCGGGCGCUGCUGGAGCAGAAGCAGAAGAAGAAGCGCCAGGAGCCCCUGAUGGUGCAGGCCAACGCUGAUGGCGCAGGGCGGCCCCGCAGCCGGCGGGCUCGGCACUCGGAGGAGCAGGCGCCCCUGGUGGAGUCCUACCUCAGCAGCGGGGGCGGCACCAGCUACCAAGUCCAAGAGGCCGACUCCCUUGGCAGUGGCCGCCCGUCAGCACCAGCCACGGCCCCAAGAAGCAAGGCGGCGGCGGGGGGCCAGGGCGGGGCCCCUAGGAAGGAGAAGAAGGGGAAGCACAAAGGCGCCCGCGGGCCAGCAGCGCUGGCAGAAGACAAGGGUGAGUCCCGCACCCCAGUGCAGAUCCUGACUGUGGGCCGCUCAGACCAUGCCCAGGACGCGGGGGAGCCAGCAGCCGGAGGGGGCGCACAGCCCGGCGCGCAGGACCUCCGUGCCACGAUGCAGAGGAAGGGCAUCUCCAGCAGCAUGAGCUUCGAGGAGGAGGAGGAGGAAGAGAACAGCUCCAGCUCCUCCCAGCUCAACACCAACACCCGCCCCAGCUCCGCCACCAGCCGCAAGUCUGUGGUCAGGGAGGCCGCCUCGGCCCCCAGCCCGACAGCCCCUGAGCCGCCAGCAGAGGUGGAGGUCCAGGACCUGGAGGAGUUUGCAGUGCGACCGGCACCCCAGGGCAUCACCGUCAAGUGCCGCAUCACGCGGGACAAGAAGGGCAUGGACCGCGGCAUGUACCCCACCUACUUCCUGCACCUGGACCGGGAGGACGGGAAGAAGGUCUUCCUCCUGGCUGGAAGGAAGAGAAAGAAGAGCAAAACUUCCAAUUACCUCAUCUCUGUGGACCCCACGGACUUGUCUCGAGGAGGGGACAGCUACAUCGGAAAACUGCGGUCCAACCUCAUGGGCACCAAGUUCACUGUUUACGACAAUGGAGUCAACCCUCAGAAGGCCUCGUCCUCCACUCUGGAGAGCGGAACCUUGCGCCAGGAGCUGGCGGCCGUGUGCUACGAGACAAACGUCCUGGGUUUCAAGGGCCCCCGGAAGAUGAGCGUGAUUGUGCCGGGCAUGAACAUGGUUCAUGAGAGAGUCUCCAUCCGACCCCGAAACGAGCACGAGACGCUGCUGGCGCGCUGGCAGAACAAGAACACGGAGAGUAUCAUCGAGCUGCAGAACAAGACACCUGUGUGGAACGACGACACCCAGUCCUACGUGCUCAACUUCCAUGGGCGUGUCACGCAGGCCUCCGUGAAGAACUUCCAGAUCAUCCACGGCAAUGACCCCGACUACAUCGUGAUGCAGUUCGGCCGCGUGGCGGAGGAUGUGUUCACCAUGGAUUACAACUACCCGCUGUGCGCUCUGCAGGCCUUUGCCAUCGCCCUGUCGAGCUUCGACAGCAAGCUGGCGUGCGAGUAGAGGCCGUCGGGUGCCCUUGGGGAUCGCCUGGCCCGCUGCAGGGCUGCCCGCCUCCCCAUGGAGAUGGCCCCGCCAGCCUUCUGUACAUAGGCCUCCUGCAGAU